GUAACUGCAGCCGAGGCCAGCGACUCUCUGUCCGCGUUGAACUCGUAUCAGAAAGCCCAUAACACAUAGGAACAUCAUACGAAUGACCGGAAAGAGAAUGAAUGAAAGCCAGUGUGUGGCGACAUUUGGGGAAGAGCAUGAGCCGACGAUACUGAUUUUCAGCGAGGAAUACCGUCAGUAACCUGAUAAUGAUCCUACCUCCCAUUUAUGGAGCCAUUCAGACGUGUAAAGAUGGUUUGGAAAUACGCUAUGUGUGGUCAUUUUUAGGACUCGCUGCCGUGGGCAUUGGUUCAUGGAGCUUUCACAUGACACUACAGUAUGAAAUGCAGUUACUGGAUGAGCUGCCGAUGAUCUACAGCUGCUGCGUCUUUGUCUACUGUCUAUACGAGUGCUUCAAGCAAGAGCGUGCUGUUAACUAUGUCUCAAUUACACUUUUGCUGACCUUCAGUAUUAUUGUUAGUGUGGUUUACCUGAUAUGGAAAGAGCCUGUCUUUCAUCAGGUCAUGUAUGCCAUACUAGUGGCUUUCUUGGUGAUUCGCUCAGUUUUCAUAGUCACAUGGGUCUAUCCGUGGCUCAGAGCCCUCGGCUUUACGUCAUUAACCGUCUUCCUGUUGGGAUUUGUAUUAUGGAACAUUGAUAAUAUCCUGUGUGACUCUCUAAGAGCCACACGCCAGCGACUGCCUCCUGUGAUUGGGGCAGUUACGCAACUUCACGCCUGGUGGCACAUCCUAACAGGCCUGGGGUCGUAUUUACACAUACUCCUCAGCCUCCAGAUUCGGUCAACCUACCUCAAGCACAGACCAAAAGUGACGUUUUUAUGUGGUGUUUGGCCGAUGCUGCACAUUGAAUCUCAGAAGGCGAGUUGAAAGGGACCUGAGAAGAGGAAGAUGGACCAAUCACAGACCUCAGACAGAAAGAGGUCCAGCCAAUGAGCUUCAACGGCAGCAGGAAGUGACCAGUGGCUGUCGGUUUGGUUCCCCUGUUCCCCUUCCUGCUCCGUUCGCCAAGUGCAUUAAUGAGAAAGCUGCCAAACGAAGGAAAGAUUUUGUCUUUAUUAUUGGUUAGAUGAAAGUUUUGUAGUGGUCUUGUGAUUUUGCACAAUGUAACAUGUACAUAAGUUGUCCUAUAAAUCGGAGGGUCUAAUUAGCGAGAAAGAAGCGGCCAAAAUUAGGAUUAUGUUCUGGUAUUUCUUUCUGCCUUCAUGAGGGAAAAUAAUAUAGCUUUGUUGGAUCAUAUCUAGUCAUAUCUAUUCAUAUUUUGUACUUGAACUUAAUGUAACUAUCUUGAGAUUAUGCAAAAUUUUACUUAUCUCUACACUUUUAGAGAUUAUGAAGGUCAAAUGAAACCGAUCAGAAAAAUGAAUGUUAAUAAGUAAGAUCUUCAUCCUGAAGAGGCAUUUAGGGAUGAGAUACAUGCACAUUUUACUGUAAUAUGGUCAUUUUACUGUGUUUCAGAGAUACAAUAGCAUGUUACAUAAUUUCAUCCAUGUUACACAUAUUACAUAUUAAUAUUUGUAAUUACAGUAAAACAGAUUACCAAUAGUCAUAAGCUGCUCUGCAAGCAGUCAAUAAUUCAGUGACUCCCUUGUUUACUUCCAGAAUGAAUCAGCGUUUUUGAAUGAAUCGGUUCAAUUAAUAAUUUAGUGACUCACUUGUAAAGACAGUCUCGUUUUUGUUCCUGAAUUAAUCAGUGUUUUUGAACGAAUCAAUUGAAUGAGUGACUCAAAACACAGAUGAUUCAAGGAGGUCACUGAACUAACCGCUGUGUAAAAUAUUUAAGCCUGAUCCAGCUUGCCCCUCAAACAUUUCAAGCCCCUCAUGUGACCAAUAUGCAAUCGAAUUGAUUUAAUUUAUUAUCAUUUUUGGUUAAAAAAAAAAAAAGUGUUGAACAUUUUAUGAAGGAAUUAUCAUGUAUGCUAAUUAACACUGAGCUGAGAUACUUAAAUGUUAUACUUGCUGUUACUCAGUCGGGAGUAAAUUGAUUAAAAUCAAGUAAAACCUUGCUAGCGUUAGCAAAUGUUCUCAUAAACUACAUUAUAUUCUCAUCUCUAAUUUUGACUACUUGAACUGCCACUGGCCGUGCUUGCUGUCAAAAAGGGAACAGUGAAGGGUGGUUACGAAUGAAGUCGUGUAUUAAUAUUGAUUCGUCAUUUGUUUAUUGUGCCAAGUUAAUGGUUCACUAAGAACACAGUCAUCUCUAUGUGAAGCACAGUUGAGAAAGAGAAAAAAAAAAAAAAAAAAAAAAAAACGUAUAUAAUCGGUGAGACGUGAGGUGAGGCACAUGUUUCAGAUAAAGCGCUGCUGUUGGUUUGGAGUCGUGUUUGUAUACCACUGAGGAUGCCUUAGAUUAAACUAUGGUUUAUUCCUUGUUGCCUUGAUGUCCAUUAUAUCAAAUAAUUAUGAAUUACAUAUCCCAUCAAAAAUAAAGAGGUCAACAUUUUCGCUCAUGAGAGUACAAAUGAACAAAACAGGAAAAUUACUGCCACUAUCACAGUUUAGUGCUUAAAUCCACUGACGCAGUUGUUUAGAUAUUAGGCACUACAUUUUUGGACCUCUAAUCUUGCUUAUGACUGAAAUGGUGAGUUAUAAUAUGGAAUGUUGUGGCUAACCUUCCCAGCACUGCCCUGUAAAGGUCAUUGUCCUGUGUAAUGAUUUAUGUACGUUAUGUGUGUUUUGUGAUUUUUUUUUUUUUUUUUUUUUGCCUCAUUAAAAUCUCUGUUGCCAAUAUU
Ctenopharyngodon idella (grass carp) is the source of this 2728-nucleotide messenger RNA. It is a transcript of the gene acer3, whose product is annotated as alkaline ceramidase 3. Gene Ontology annotation, biological process: ceramide metabolic process; phytosphingosine biosynthetic process. The record is from RefSeq and is a predicted model, not a curated record. Bases 189 to 866 code for a protein of 225 amino acids. The transcript has 10 exons. NCBI's taxonomy places the organism in Eukaryota, Metazoa, Chordata, Actinopteri, Cypriniformes, Xenocyprididae. Gene Ontology annotation, cellular component: endoplasmic reticulum membrane.